Molecule: messenger RNA, 192 nt
Organism: Saccharomycopsis crataegensis
Lineage: Eukaryota; Fungi; Ascomycota; Saccharomycetes; Ascoideales; Saccharomycopsidaceae
Exons: 2
Coding region: 1-192 (63 amino acids)
Source: RefSeq, a predicted model, not a curated record
AUGCAUUGCUAUUCACAAUUCAUGAUCCAAGAAAAUAACUGUCUUCCUGAUAAUAACCUUUUGUGCUCUUGUGUUUCCAACAGUGGCAAGCCCACUUUGGACGGCACGAUCAUCGAUUCCUUGAAGUUCAGAGGAAAGUACAUGAUUAAACUUUUAUACUUUAUAAAUCAGAGAAGUAACGAAGGAUUCUGA